Messenger RNA from Ailuropoda melanoleuca (giant panda), 2564 nucleotides. It is a transcript of the gene ZNF35, whose product is annotated as zinc finger protein 35. The transcript has 5 exons. Lineage: Eukaryota; Metazoa; Chordata; Mammalia; Carnivora; Ursidae. The record is from RefSeq and is a predicted model, not a curated record. Gene Ontology annotation, molecular function: RNA polymerase II cis-regulatory region sequence-specific DNA binding; DNA-binding transcription factor activity. Gene Ontology annotation, biological process: regulation of transcription by RNA polymerase II. Bases 437 to 2020 code for a protein of 527 amino acids.
GCCAUUAUUCUGAACCUUGGCUGCCUUCGCGUGCGGUUCCGUGUCAUCUCUGGGCGUCCCUGACGCCCAGGCGACGGUACCCAAAGCCGGAGGCGCAGCGGGAAUCCCCGCGACAUUGGACACCCAUCGAGAAGACAGCACCUCCGAGCUUCCUAGAGAGGCCGGCCUGGCGACUUGGGAAGCCGGAAGCCCGUCUCGAGGCACUUCCUGUCCGGUCAUUGUUCUCGCGCCGGCAGGCGCAGGGCGUCGGAUCUUGCUGGCCUUUUGCUAUAGAGCUUGCGAGCUCCGACCGAGCCUCUUCGAUGAACACGUAGACAGUCUGCAUCUUGUCCCUGGGAAGAAACUCAAGAAGCUUUGGAAACGUAAAGAUUAGAUGGGGCUUGACCUUUACAGGGCAAGCCCCCAUCUAUAAGAGUUCCCGUCCUGAGCAAAGAAGAUGACUGCACAACUGAGAGAGGCCAUGGCCUUAGCCCCGUGGGGCUCAGUGAUAGUGAAAAAGGAGGAGGAAGAGGAAGAAAACUUCCUGGGUCAGGCAUCCAGCCAACAAGUGCACUCUGAGAACAUCAAAGUCUGGGCUCCUGGGGAAGGGCCUCAGACAGGCCUUGAUGUAUCAAAACAGGAAGAAAAGGGUCCAAACAUGUUCUGGGACAUGGCUGUCAUCCUAAAAGCAACACAGGAGGCACCUGCUGCCUCAGCCUUUGGCAGCUACUCACUACCAGGGACUCUGGCCAAGAGUGAGAUACUGGAGACUCAUGGGAUCAUGACCUCUCUAGGUGCUGAAACUAAGAACCCACAGUUACUGGUUCCAAAAACUGAGAAAUGUGAUGAAGCAGAAAAACCGUUCAUAAAAUCAGGAAGAAUCCAGAAAGUUAAUCCUCAAGGACUUGAGUUAGGAGAAGCCUGUGUAAAAGGGAACAUGUUAAAGAGGCAGAGAAUUAAGAGGGAAAAGAAAGAUUUCAGACAUGUGACAGUGAAGGACUGUCUUGUACCUGAAAGCCUCAAAGUAGAGGAAGAUCAGAAAUGUCAGAAAUCUGGGGAAAGAUAUAGCCUCACUUCUAGCUCUGUUAAAAAUCAGAAAAGCCAGCCUGGACAGAAACCUUUUACAUGUAGUGUGUGUGGGAAAGGCUUUAGUCAGAGUGCAAACCUCGUAGUGCAUCAGCGAAUCCACACAGGGGAGAAGCCCUUCGAAUGUCAUGAGUGUGGGAAAGCCUUCAUUCAGAGUGCAAACCUUGUUGUACAUCAGCGAAUCCACACUGGACAGAAACCAUAUGUUUGUUCAAAAUGUGGGAAAGCCUUCACUCAGAGUUCAAAUUUGACCGUACAUCAAAAAAUCCACUCCUUAGAAAAAACCUUUAAGUGCAGUGAAUGUGAGAAAGCCUUCAGUUAUAGCUCACAACUUGCUCGACACCAGAAAGUUCACAUUACAGAAAAAUGCUAUGAAUGUAACGAGUGUGGGAAAACAUUUACUCGGAGCUCAAACCUCAUUGUCCACCAGAGGAUCCACACUGGGGAGAAGCCCUUUGCCUGUAAUGAUUGUGGCAAAGCCUUCACCCAGAGUGCAAAUCUUAUUGUACAUCAACGAAGCCAUACUGGUGAAAAGCCAUAUGAGUGUAAAGAGUGUGGAAAAGCCUUUAGUUGUUUUUCACACCUUAUUGUGCACCAGAGAAUUCACACUGCGGAGAAACCUUAUGAUUGCAGUGAGUGUGGAAAAGCCUUCAGUCAGCUGUCUUGCCUCAUUGUGCAUCAGAGGAUUCACAGUGGAGAUCUUCCUUAUGUGUGUAAUGAGUGUGGGAAGGCCUUCACGUGUAGCUCAUACCUGCUUAUUCAUCAGAGAAUUCAUAAUGGGGAAAAGCCUUACACAUGCAAUGAGUGUGGCAAGGCCUUCCGGCAGAGGUCGAGCCUCACUGUGCACCAGAGAACCCACACUGGGGAGAAGCCCUAUGAGUGUGCCAAGUGUGGUGCGGCUUUCAUUUCUAACUCGCACCUCAUGCGACACCACAGAACCCAUCUUGUGGAGUAACAAGUACUUGUUACUCCAGGCAUUAAUCAUAAUCCACUACACCCUAAUUGAACACGUCUUUGCUGUUUUGUACCUCUGUAAAAAUGAGGCCAACCAUGUUCUUAAAAGUAACAGUUUUCAGGAGUGCAUCCCAGAACAUACGCAUUUCAGAGGCUGACUUGAGUGAAAGCUAAGCGCCUAAAGGCAAGGACUGUGUUUUUAACUGUACCCUCAGUGGUUAUCAUGUUUGAAAUGGAAUGUGGCUUUCUUAGAAAUGGGUCAUACAAAGCUAAGUGAUAAAGAUCCUAUUUGAGGAAAGGUAUUUUAACUCAAUCUUGUUUUUUAAAACUCCUCAUUUCUUGAGCAACAGGCAGGUUAUUGGUAUAGGUCUGCUUGGUGGGAUUCUGGGGCUUCGAAUCUUGUACUCUAGUUAAUUUUGGGUUAAGAACUAAUGACUAGUUAGGGAAACUACUUGGGGUAGCAAUUCAACAACUCACCUGUGAACAUUUAUAAGCUUUCCAUUUCUUAGGCAAUUUAAACAUUAAAAGAAAAAAACAAAACAUUA